This is a messenger RNA of Patella vulgata (common limpet), 3035 nucleotides long. RefSeq names its product probable serine/threonine-protein kinase nek3. The coding region runs from base 37 to 2166 and encodes 709 amino acids. The transcript is spliced from 9 exons. Gene Ontology annotation, biological process: protein phosphorylation. Lineage: Eukaryota; Metazoa; Mollusca; Gastropoda; Patellidae. The record is from RefSeq and is a predicted model, not a curated record. Gene Ontology annotation, molecular function: ATP binding; protein kinase activity.
UUUGACAAAGCGAGAGUUUGUACGAUAUCAGUAGUAAUGAUGGCGGGGGAAUACGAAAAACUUCAAGUGUUAGGCUCAGGAACGUUUGGUACGGCAUGGCUAGCAAAUAUAAAAUCUAGUCGUAAGAAAUGUGUUUUAAAAGAGAUCAAAGUGAGUGAUAUGACUAAGAAAGGUAUAGAUCAAGCUAUAAUUGAAGUGACAGUAUUGGCCAGAUGUCGACAUGAGAAUAUCAUACGAUAUUUGGGAGCCUUCAUUGAUGAUGGUUGUUUAUUUAUAGCAAUGGAAUAUGCUGAAUCGGGAGAUCUGAGUAAAAAAAUAGACGACCAAAAAGGCACGCAUUUUAAAGAAGAUCUAAUAUUAACAUGGUUUGUUCAGAUUAACAUGGCCUUGGCGUAUAUCCAUUCCCAAAAUAUACUUCACAGAGAUUUAAAACCACAGAAUAUAUUUGUGACAAAAGGUGAUGUAUUGAAGCUAGGAGAUUUUGGUAUCGCCAGGCUAUUAAAUGAUAAAUCCGAUUUUGCGAUGACAGUUAUUGGUACUCCAUACUAUCUGAGUCCAGAAAUCUGUCAAAACCAGCCAUAUAAUCACAAGAGUGAUAUAUGGGCGUUAGGUUGUAUUCUGUAUGAGUUGUGUUGUUUACGGGUUCCAUUUCGUGCUGCGGAUUUUACGUCACAGGUGAUGACCAUACUUUCUGGUAGUUUUGAACCCAUUCCACGGCAUUAUGGGCCAUUGUUAGAAGACUUAGUGUCAGUAUUAUUGAGGACACAUGCAGACAGUCGUCCAACAGCGGAACAGAUUCUAUCAAUACCAGCCAUACAGAUUUAUGUUCUACAGUAUACCCAAAAUCUUCAACGUCUUAUUAUGGAGAGGAAAUAUCAGGUGUCCACACCAAAUCCCAGUGAAGCAUCCAGGAAAAUACCCGUAGAGAAAAAUGAAGACAUCGAAAAGAAACGACCAAAUGAAUCGCCAGCUGAAAUCAACAAUAAUGAUAGUGACGCUGUUGAUAAUGAACAGUUGAAGGAGGUUGCUGAUAAAAAUAAAGUUCAGUUAGACAAAAAUCAGAAUAUAAUAGAUACUGAUGCAAAUGGUAGUCAUAACAAGACGAUGGCUGAUGAAGAAGAACUAAAAGCCUGCUGCACACCUGUUUGUCAAAAAAAUUACAACACAUCAACUGAUACAACACCAGAGAACUGCUCAGAUUCCGCAACAUGUUACUGUGUGACUAAUCCUAAGAAGAUUCGAUUGAUGACCAUAUCGCCACAUAUGAAGGAUAUUGUUAAGAAACAAAGGGCGGCCUUCUCCUGUGAACCUGGGAUGAAACUAAAUGUCGGCAACCAGGACCCAGGACCGCCUCCGGUUAUGACGUUAUUCCCGAAACCAAAGGUGCCGCAAGUCAAAGCUCAGCAAGCGCAAAAGGUUACUCAGACAAACCCUGCUUCAAUGGCACAUGAACUAAUGGCGAGGAAGAACUUAAUACGUUCAAAAUCUUUAUCUGGAAUUUCUGCUAACAUCAGAUCUAAGUCUAUACAGGAUCAGAAUUCUAGAAAUAGAUCUAAUAUGAAAAUCACUGGUUCUGUGGAAGAUUUAAGAAAUAUAUCUAAUGAUAAAAGCUGGAAGCGCACUAAUAAUGACACGCCAGUACCAAGACGCCGAGAUAGUAGAGAGAGGAUGCACAUAAUUAGUAACAUGAAUAUCAACAAGAAUCCCCUGAACCCUCUAUCUGGUAAUCAAAAUGAUUCAGGGUGCUCGGAUGAAGUUUUUAGUCCUGGUCAGUCAGAAGGAGAUAGUUCACAACCUACCACCAGAAGCAGUGAAUCAAGUGAUAUAGAUUCUACAACAUUCCGGGUUCCACUUGAUCGACCUCGCCUGUCUGUACCCGAUAUUGACAGGAGACAUGAAUGUCAGCUGAAUGAUGAGAAUAAUCGAGUGUUGUACCAAGCGUUGUUACAGGGUAUGAAGAGUUCGAGUGCCGCUUUGUCCACACUUAAUACGUACUUACAACGGAAACUGGGCGUGGAACAUUUUCAGCAGCUAUAUACCACUCUACAAGAAGCUACUAAAACCAAAAUAGACUACGAUGCCCUGAAAUUAAGAAUGAAGAAGAGCGCCCUUUAUCUUCCCCUGUUUGUUGAGAUUCUACGAAUGGAGAAUAAACCUGUGAAUUAACUUUAAUUAAUAAACGAAAAUUAUAGUAUGAUUUGGCACCAAGUGUGAAUUAACGUUAAUUAAUAAACGGACAUUACAGCAUUUUGCCUCACCUUAAUGUGAAUUAACGUUAAAUAAUAAACAAACAAGCAGCAUGAUGUCUCGGCAAAUAUGAAUUGACUUUAAUAAACGAACAUGACAGCAUGGUGUCUCACCAAAUCUAAUAUUAAUUAAUUAAUAAACGAAUAAUAUAGCAUGAUGUCUCACCAAAUGUGAAUAGCUUUAAUUAAGGAACAUAAAAGGAUGGUGUCUCAAUUAAUAAACGAACAUUACAUUAUACGAGAUGAAAACAUAUAUAAUACGUAUAGAUUGAUUGGUUUGGCAUUGCUUCCAUUAUUAGGGACGUGUGUCUUAAUUUACAAUAACCGAAAAAGUUGAAAAAAGAUACGGAACGAAUUAUUAUAUGAAUUAAGAUUAGAUGAGUGGGCGAUGUUUGUGACUGGAUUUAGAUCAUGUAACUAGAUAUUUAUGAUAUCUGCCACGUGCAAGAUAGUGUUAAAUGUAGAACGCGAUGAAACUUUAAAUUUUGUUAUUAUUACCUUAUCAUGAUUGUGCUAUCUAUUUGAGAAUCUAUGACUAAUAAAUAAUAUCAUUGGUGCUAAAAACAAUUCUCCCAAAUAAGACAUGAGGAUUAUUGAUAAUGUAGCUGUCUCAUUGUUUAUAUACAUAGAAUUCGAUCUCAAAAUAAUAUACACAUAAACGUAUUUCAAAAUCAUAGUCACUAUCUUCUUACAGUACCUCUAGAUUUGAAAUAAUAUAUUAAUUAGUCAAGGCCAAACGCACUUAUGGUGUAGAAUGCAAUGAAUUCGCUUCAUUAAUAUUAUUUUCAA